UGUAGACUAGUUCCCGAUAGACUUUUAGCAAGUCUAGUGUUUAAAGGACAAACUUUGACCCCACGAAGUAAAUAUCAGCCUCGUGUCCAUUCAUAAAACAAGCUGCACAUUAAGGUGUGUAAUUACUAAAAGCACUGGGUGUGAGGCUAACAUCGAAAUUAAAAAAAUGGCGUACUCCUUUCCACCACGAGGUUUUUCUCCAGCUUCAAACAAUCAACAAUUUACUCCGAAUUUCGGCUGGCCACCUUUUCCACCUCCUUUUCAACAAUCACAGGCGCCUCCGAGACCACCGUGGAACUAUUCAGCCGGGCCUGACAGGCCUCCAUUCCCCGGUGGAGGACCGCACUUUGGACCGCAAGUCCCCGUAAGGUUUGCCAAUUUGGAACCGUUCGCACGCGGUGAUCAUGCUCAGACACCGAGCGAGCGAGGCGGGCUUGCGCCCGGUCCGCGCGCCGCCGAGCCCGGGGCGGUACCAGGGGAGUUCCCGCUGCAGAGACCUGCCGGACGCGAAUCACGGAGUUUUCACCGUUCAGCCGACAGGACCAGAACCACAGACAUCACAGAGUGUGAGACUUGGCCGGGAGUCGUGGGGAGAAAAAAUCGGCGGCAUUUUCCAAAUGAUGGACAACACACAAGCAAAAACAAGAAUGGACCCCAGAAUUACACAAACGGCGGACCUUCAGCUUGGAAAAACCAACGAGACAAACCAUCCAAAAAGAAACGUCGUGGGACAGGAUCCAACGCUGCAAAGCAGUUGCAGGCAUCAAGCCAGUUGGAGCACUACUGUGAUGUGUGUGACCGGGGCUUCAAGUCUCAGCAAUUACUUGAUGAACACAUUGCAGAACACGUCAAGUGCAACCAUGAAGGCUGUAAGUUUGAAGCUCACUUCAAGGUCGUCAAGCUCCACACCAAGUUGCAGCACAGCGCAGGAAGUAAGAGAGUGGCUUGGAUGGAUACUCCUGCUGCGGUAUCCAAGUGGAGAGAGGAGCGAAAAAGGAAGUACCCAUCUCUCUGCAACAUCACCAAGAAAGCCGAGGCCAGGCAGAGCAAUGAAGAGAAAGGGGUUGUCCUCCAAAAUAAAUACUUUGGCAAAAUGCGACGGCCAAACCAAGGGCGGCAGAGACACAGGAACUUCCAGGGGGAUGACGGGAUUGAUACGAAGAAAGCAAGAAUGGAUGCCAUCCAGAACACAGAAGACAGCAGUCUGGAAAAGUCAAAGUCUAGCAAAGAUAAGAGCGAUACUGCCCCCUCUUCCCCUACAACUCAUCACCAGGGGGUGGUGGCCUCAAGCGGACAACUCGGAUCUCUGUCAGCUCUGACUGCCUAUGGCGAUUCCAGUGAAGAAGAGGAGGGAGAAAUUAAAGACGACGCCCCCGAGCCAGAAGUGGCCACGCCCCCACAGAAGCAGUCCCCGAGCAUCAGAAGAAACAACGGAAGACGCAAGGUGGGUUGGAAAGGUUUCAAAGGAAGGAAGGCGACCAGAUGCUCAAAGGCAGACCGAAGAGUUAACAACAGAGAACAGAAUGAUCUCCAACUCAGACUAAAGAAGAGACCCAACUUGUUGGAAAUGCUUCUGGCACCAGAGAUCCGCAAGGAACGUAACAUCAUUCUUCAGUGUGUACGGCACGUGGUCCACAACGACUUCUUGGGUGUGAAUCAAACCAAAGAGACGGAAAGGGAUUCAGAGAGCAGACCUCCGUCGAGCUCGGAAGAAUCUGUCAACAUAGAGUCCAAGGUAGAGUCGAGAGCAAUGAUCGGAAAUCCCACAAAUCUUGAUGUUGGUGUGGAGGAUUCGCAGUUGAACGAAUCGGAAGAAAAGACAGUUGAAAACGCAAUCGCCGUUCAAGGAUCUGAUUGGACAAAGAUACUGGACACAGACAUCGCAAAAAUUGCAGAUGAGCAAACAAUUUCUCAAGAAGGCAAAGAAGGCGUUUUGAAGGAAGGGACCAACGCGGAAGUAGCUCAACAAGAUGACAGUACCAGAAACGGGGAAAGUGAUAUUGGGACUGACGCAGUCAUCACUUACAGGGAAGAAAGAACUGACGGAAUAACAGAGGUAAACAGUUCAAAAAUUGGACUUGAUGUGGAAAGUGGUGAAGCGCUUAUUGCAAAAGGAAGAGAAAGUCACAUCGUCCAAAAUGGUGCUAGUUGUGAUAAGGUUACGACAGAUUGCAAUGCAAACCCAAGUGUAAAUGGAGUUCUGGGUGUUACAACUUCCAUUGGGGAAGAGAGCAAUUUGGAAACUGUGGAGAAUUUACCGAAAUUGGAAUUUCUUUUCACAAACCGACAAACAGAAGCAUUGUUUUAAAGCAGAAGGUCAGACGCUAUGGUUUGAAGUAAUAAUUUUGUCAAUUCUUGGUACGCUAAAGGUAAUACAGUCGACUCUCGUUAGUACAAACUCUGUUAAUACAAAAUUCUGGUUAUAACAAACAUAAAGCCUUAGUCCCAACUGUGCAUUUAUGUGCAGAUAGAAUGGGACUGAUGUUCCUCUUAAUAUAAAAUUCUGAUAUAACAAACAAUUUGGCUAGGUCCUAACGAGUUUGUAUUAACGAGACUCGACUGUAUACAACAUUUGCGAAUAUCAAAAAUCAAAACAAAAUUAUUAUGAACUAUCUUACUUGACUGUAACUGAAUACAUAAUAGUCUAAAGCAUCCUGUGAAAUCAUGGCACCUGUUAUGCUGUCAUUUUCAAGAAGAGUGGAAUAUUUGUAUUCAUUUCCAAAAACGAUUGACCAACCACUAUUGGGAAAAAAACUGACUUUUUAUUGCCCCCAAUUUACCAAUUUACAAAAAUGUAGUUAGUACACAUUUUUUUUGCAAUCGGUUACACAUCACGUGAACAGGUAUGGUGCAAGCCAGCGAAUCUGGUUCCCUGACUUGACAUUGCCCUGACGUCUAUUAAUUGUGCCAUUUCGUCUGAAAUAGUGUCAGGGAACCAGACUACAAGAACAGCAUUUUUUUCUUGUUUUUUGCAGCAUCCAUGAAACAAAACUUUAAACAGGUCAGUGUAACACAAUUUGCUACAAAUACUAACCCCCAAAUCCAUCCAUUCUGGAAAUUACCUCAAUAGCAAAUUUGAAUAUUACCUUUAACUCAGCCAAUAGACUCGAGGAAUGUGAAACAGGAGGGGAAUUGAUCGAAAGAACACCAAUAAAAAUCACAUGUAUAAAACAUAAAGAACAUAAAAAAACCUGUUUUGGAAUGAAAUCCGAGGAAGAAAGGGCCUGAAGAAAUGUAGGAAAUUGGAGGUGUAUUAAGCCAUUUUCAAGUAAUCACACCAAUGACAGGAACAAUGAUUAUUAAUUACUCAUUUUGUGUUCAUUGCGCAUAAGCUUCUCUGAAACUUUUCCUUCAAGAAUACAUGUUCACACAUUUCAUUUGGCUUAUUCAUUUACUGACCGCUUGCAGGUGUUCACAGCAUAAAGUAUUUCACGUUUGAAGUGGAAAGUUCCAAGUCCAUAGACUCCUUUAAAUCAUGGUCUUUGUUUUUUGGAACAUGGAAAUUGUCUUAAAUUGUUUACAGAUUAACUCGCCUUUUUUAAAUGCUGCAUUUAGCUGAUUCUAAUUUACUACAUGUAAGACUAAUGAAUUAAUUCAGUGCAUUUUUUGUCAUCGCAUUUUGGAACUAAUCUUUGAUAUUUCAUUUGAUUUUUUUUUAUCUGAAUGCAUCUCCUUUGAAUAAAAUAUUCACGACCUCAUAAUGUA
Messenger RNA from Patiria miniata (bat star), 3705 nucleotides. RefSeq names its product nuclear fragile X mental retardation-interacting protein 1-like. Gene Ontology annotation, molecular function: RNA binding. The coding region runs from base 167 to 2308 and encodes 713 amino acids. Gene Ontology annotation, biological process: box C/D snoRNP assembly. The transcript is spliced from 9 exons. The record is from RefSeq and is a predicted model, not a curated record. Lineage: Eukaryota; Metazoa; Echinodermata; Asteroidea; Valvatida; Asterinidae. Gene Ontology annotation, cellular component: nucleus.